Morus notabilis is the source of this 1377-nucleotide messenger RNA. RefSeq names its product probable WRKY transcription factor 40. The record is from RefSeq and is a predicted model, not a curated record. The transcript is spliced from 5 exons. Gene Ontology annotation, biological process: regulation of DNA-templated transcription. The coding region runs from base 136 to 1128 and encodes 330 amino acids. Gene Ontology annotation, molecular function: sequence-specific DNA binding; DNA-binding transcription factor activity. Lineage: Eukaryota; Viridiplantae; Streptophyta; Magnoliopsida; Rosales; Moraceae.
UUAUAAAUAGCACACUCCUUUCUGGGUUUCCUUUCAGUGGUAGAAGACAAAUGUUUAAACUCUCCAUUGGUGAUAUAAUGUAUAAUAGGUUUUUCUGGGGUUAAUUUCUUUGAGUGGUGUACAACUUCGUGAACAAUGGACUCAAAAUGGGUUAAAACGUCUCUUGAUCUCAACCUCAAUAUUCCUUUUGAUCACGAUACCGGCGAAGUUCCUCUUUCUGAGUUACAGAAGAAAUUAGAGUUCAAAGGAGAUUCCGAUAAUUUCGAGGAGAAAUUGCCUGUGAAAGAAGAGCUUACUCCUGCCCAUGUUGUAAUUAAGCCGGCUGGCUUAAGACAGGCCGAAGAGCUAAACAGGAUAAGCUCCGAGAACAGGAAGCUCACUGAAAUGCUAACUGUUAUGUGUGGGAAUUACAACGCUUUGAAAAGCCAGUUGAGGAAGCUAAUGAUGAAAGAGAACUCCGAAAACGAACUACCAGUACUCUCGCCAAUGUCGUCGCGAAAGCGAAAGGCCGGCAGCGAAGACUUGAUCAAACAUGCAAGCAUAGAGUGUAGCUCCAGCGAUGAAGAGUCUUGUAAAUUAUUGCCAAAGGAAAUCAAGUCAAACUUUUCCACAGUUUACGUGCGCAUCGAUUCUUCCGAUAAAACCCUAAAUGUGAAGGAUGGAUAUCAAUGGAGAAAAUAUGGUCAAAAGGUCACCAGAGAUAACCCAUCUCCUAGAGCUUAUUUCAAGUGCUCCUUUGCACCAUGUUGCCCAGUGAAAAAGAAGGUGCAAAGAAGUGCUGAAGACCCAACUCUCUUGGUAGUUACUUAUGAAGGAGAGCACAGCCACAAGAACCCAUCUACACCGGCGCAAUACUUAUCACUCAACCCGAUCCAACCGGUGGAUUCGCUUCUUCCUGUGAGAUCCUCCGAUUCUAUGGCAACCCUUGAUUUGGUCCGACCGGCCGGUUCGCCUAAUAACUUCAAAACAAUGCCGGUCCAGGGAGGUGAAUUGCCUGUUUUGCAACAACUUUUGGUUCAACAAAUGGCUUCUUCCUUGACAAGGGAUCCCAAUUUUGCAGCAGCACUAGCCACUGCUAUUUCUGGAAGAAUCUUUGACGGCCAUACCAACCUGGAAAAUAGCCAGUGAUUAUGCGGUUUUGGUUUUUUUUUUUUUUUUUUUUUUUUUUUUUUGUAAUUUGAGGGAGGUUAUAGAUCAGUGUUUAGCCAUGCAAGCUGUAGAGAUGUAAAUAUGAGAUUGUUGAUGCAAACGAUUUUAAUCGUUUUGAAUAGGAGGUUAUGCAUUUCUACAAUCAAAACCCUUGCCUUUUAUUAGCGUUUUAUUGUAAUCUUUAUAAUUUUCGUAUCAAAUUGUCAAUUGGGCGCUCUCGAACUCAAG